Molecule: messenger RNA, 2091 nt
Organism: Purpureocillium lilacinum
Lineage: Eukaryota; Fungi; Ascomycota; Sordariomycetes; Hypocreales; Ophiocordycipitaceae
Biological process (GO): positive regulation of GTPase activity
Cellular component (GO): cytosol
Molecular function (GO): guanyl-nucleotide exchange factor activity
Source: RefSeq, a predicted model, not a curated record
AUGACGCCAGAACAGCUCGAGAUUCUGCUCCAGCAGUAUGGCAGUAACGUAUCUCAGGAUGACUACGACGAAGCGUCCGAGCCGGUAGGCGUGCGAGAGGACAGAGUCGCAAGGCUUGCGCCUGUCCUGAGGAUCUGCCAGGAGGCUUGGGCAUCUAGGUCCGACGAGCUGGAUUUGCUGGCACAGAAGCUUGGGGAUGGGAGCAGAGAUGUCGCGUGGCGCGUGCCAUUGGGUCAGUCUGGCAUUUUGGACCUAUUCCUGGAGAUAUUGGCCGAGGACGGGCUCAGCCAGGGACUCAAAGUCCACUCUCUGCGCUUGAUUGGCAAUUCAUGUGCCGACACGGACGAGAACCGUGGGCGACUGGUCGCCGAUAACCGACUCAACUCGGUAAUCCGCCAGCUGUCUGACGAAAGCCUCAUCCCAUUCACGAUCCCUGUGCUGUACAACAUUAUGGUGGACUAUGAACCCGCCCAGAAGCUAGGGUCACAGUCUCAACUGAGUGGCAAGCUGAUAGGGUUGCUCUCCUCGCCCGUCUUGUCCAAGUACGUCGCCUUUGUACCGUACUUUUGCAAGAUUCUAGCGCUUCUGGUCUCUCAGGAAGGGGAACCGGCGGCUGCGGACCCUGCGACUGUUGUGACGCUCCUGAAAUUGGCCAACAACCCGCCGUUCAAGGAGGAUGCUGAUGACUUCAUGGCACUCACCGGCGUGGCAGCUGCAUAUCUGGCCAGCGAGGCUUUUCAGUCGAGAAUAAUCUCCGACAAUCAGAUGGGGCUCUUCAUGGACGCGUUCACCCAUGCACACGCAAACAUUGACCCCCAGCAGCUCGAAGACCAGGACACCGCUGCCCAAGUGAAGCAGCUGCGAACGGCCCUCAUCACGACGCUUGCUGACCUGUCUGCGAAUGAUGCAUUCUCAAAACAUUACCAGCUGUCUUCGCCAAUAUCACAAAUCCUGCUGUCUUGGAUUAGGGGUAGCACGCCUCUGCUACAGGCGGCAGGCUGCUUGGCGCUGGGUAACCUCGCCCGGUCUGAUGAAGUGUCUCUUGGACUUGUCCAGCGCGAACAGGUCCAUAUCCCGCUGAUCCAGCUUCUGUCGAACUCGGAGACCACAGACUCGCAGCUCCUUCAUUCGGCGCUAUCAUUUCUCAAGAAUCUCGCAAUCCCAGCCCAGAACAAGCCAUCACUCGGAGACCUGCUGAGCCCAACUUGCGUCCCCCGAAUCUACUCCAUGGACACGCUCCCGCAGGUGCAGUUUGCGGCAGUCUCUCUCACCAGACUCCUUCUCGUCAACUGCCCGCAGAAUGUUCGCCGCAUUUGCACGCCCCUGAGCGCAGAUCCAGCGAGCCCGAACCACGAAAGGACAAGCGUGAGCGGCAUAGUGUCCCUGUUCGACAGGUCGGACGCCGAGCCCACACGUCUGGAGGCAUCCCGUGCCAUCGCCGCGCUGUGCCGCGUUCUGCAUUCGGCGACCCCUUUGUCGGAUAUCCUCCCUGACUGGGAAGAGGUGAACUUCUCGAUGCCUGACGAUGCUGCCGCGAAAGCCCCAUCUGAAGGCGAUCAACCGAGCCAGUUUUUGCGAUCGGACGACGAAAAGCGCCGCGGUCAGUUCUACCAAAGGCAUGCCAUCGACAAGGCCCUGGCUUUUCUCGUCACGCAGCAAAAGUGGCCAACGCUGCGCUCGGAGGCCUGGUUCGUGCUUGCCCUCAUGAGCCGUUCGAGAGACGGCGCGGCCCUCAUCAUCAACCUGCUGCUCGUGUUCCCUUCGAUGAACGUACUCAUGGAGACAAUCACGGGCCGCAAGGGGCAAGGGGACGGAGCGGACGACACCAUGCAGCUUCAGGCCUCGCUGUCCGCUGCUUCGGUCGAGCCUGGUCUCUCGGCGCUGACUGCUGGACUGCAGCUGGAGCCGCAGCAGGUCGAUCCCAAACAGCAGGCCAGCAUGGCAAAGAUUGACAGGGAAAAUGCGCUGAUCCUCUGCACGGAGCUGCUGAGAAAUUGGGAGGAUGCGCUGCCGCCAUUGAGGUUGAGCCUUCUGCAGGACCUGAUCAAGGAAGGAACGGAGUUGGUUGCUGCAGAUAGAGCCAAGGCCUAG